Pseudogymnoascus verrucosus is the source of this 945-nucleotide messenger RNA. It is a transcript of the gene RPS7, whose product is annotated as 40S ribosomal protein. The transcript is spliced from 3 exons. Gene Ontology annotation, biological process: ribosomal small subunit biogenesis; rRNA processing; translation. The coding region runs from base 86 to 694 and encodes 202 amino acids. NCBI's taxonomy places the organism in Eukaryota, Fungi, Ascomycota, Leotiomycetes, Thelebolales, Thelebolaceae. Gene Ontology annotation, cellular component: 90S preribosome; ribosome; cytosolic small ribosomal subunit. Gene Ontology annotation, molecular function: structural constituent of ribosome. The record is from RefSeq and is a predicted model, not a curated record.
CCUAUCGCCAGCCCACACAGAAGAAUAUCCUCUUUUGAAUUUCGCACCGCCGUUCCCAAUCCUCCCAUCGACAACCACCGCAACCAUGAGCGCCCUCAACAAGAUCGCGGCCACGAGCCCCUCGCGCCAGAGCCCCUCCGAGCUGGAGACCAGCAUCGCGACUGCUCUCUUCGACCUCGAGUCGAACACCGCCGACCUCAAGGUCGCGCUCCGCCCUCUUCAAUUCGUGUCCGCACGCGAGAUUGAGGUUGGCCACGGCAAGAAGGCUAUUGUCAUCUUUGUCCCCGUCCCAUCCCUUCAGGGUUUCCACCGUGUGCAGCAGCGCCUCACCCGUGAGCUCGAGAAGAAGUUCUCCGACCGCCACGUCCUGAUCCUCGCCUCCCGCCGCAUCCUACCCCGCCCCAAGCGCUCCAACCGCUCGCGCACUUCCCAGACCCAGAAGCGCCCACGUUCGCGCACACUCACCGCUGUGCACGACGCCAUCCUCGGCGACCUCGUCUUCCCAGUCGAGAUUGUCGGCAAGCGCCUGCGCACCAAGGAGGAUGGAUCCAAGGUCCUCAAGGUCAUCCUCGACGAGAAGGAGCGUGGUGGUGUUGACUACAGACUCGAUACCUACUCCGAGGUCUACCGUCGUUUGACUGGCCGUGGUGUCAACUUCGAGUUCCCCCAGGGUGUUGCCGCUACUGAGUUUUAAAUCGUAGCUUAGCAAAAGGGGUUGCGGAGGGAUGGGAUGUAAUGAUCAUGGCUGGCGUUGUAGCGAAUCCGCAGCGUUGUCGGCUUGCAGGAAUAAAAGCUUGCUGAUCAAUGUUACUUCUGUCUCCUUCUAUGAAUUUGUGCACUGAACUGUGAACACUCCAAAUUUUAUGCUGCACUCCAAAAAAUCCCAAUGUAUGGUCUAUAAAAUUAGCCACUACAUCCACCCCGAAAUGUGAAAUACAUAUCACG